UCCUUUGCGCGCGUCACGUCUCCCUUGAAAGCACGAAUAAUAUAAUUAAAAGUUGCGCGCGUCAUUCCCGCUAAACGAACAUCCAUCCCUAUUCAAAACUGGGUUCCUACAGGCAGUGCAAAUCACAAAGUGCAGGAGGCAUUAAUUAAUUUAAUGCACCUCCCGCUUAUCCUGGGAGUACAAAGCCAGAAACACAAUACAUUCUAUGCGGCGGCGAGUGAUUGAGAGUUCAAAGAACCGCUUUAAAGGAUACCUGUGCCGUGUCCUGAGUGUGUGUGUGUGUCCCCUUAGUGUUUGUUUUCCGUGCACGCCACCCAUAACAACAGCAGGACUCACGAUAAGCGAUAAAAGGUGGGGCGAUUAAGUCAUCCUCCCGCAACACCAUCCUGCGAAUUAGUAUUAACUGGAUUUUCAAGGAUAUAAAAAACUCUUCACCAAACAAACCAGAGUACAAUAACACACACGAAAUGUUCCAUGUUAGUCCUCCUCGAACAGAAAUUCGGUUGUCUAUAAGUGACUAGACCAACCAACCAACCAAUCAGGACCCUAUACAAGCCCCGAAUCCCCAAAAAGAAACCAAAUCAAGAACAGGAUGCACCAGGUACUCAGCUACGAGACGGCGGUGAGGGCCAACAGCUCCCGCGAGUUCCGUGAAUACGUUUCCAAGCGCACUUGUGCCUCCCUGGUGCUAACGAUUGCCUUCUUCAUGCUGAUAACAGGAUACUUGCUGGGCAAUUUUGUGGCCGAGCGCAAGUAUCACAUUCGCCAGAUGACAAAGAGCGUAAUUAAGGACGUGGACGGUGAGAGGUCUGUGAAGCUGAACAGCGAGGAGUAUGUGAGCCUGCAAGAGCUACAGACGUACCAGAAGUCCAAGGGUCAGUUGCUGGUGUCCGCCCAGGUCCUGGACAAGUUGCAGCAGCAGGAUGAGAGCGAGCGGUAUCUGGCCACCUCGCUGAACACGGAGAUCUUUAACAAGUACAUAUCCUGCACCCAGGACAUACCGCCCAACACGAACAUCGCGGCUAGCCAGUUUAUCGAGCAGCUGGUGGACAACACCGUGGCCAGGCAGCGUCAUUGCAUGCGGAUUAUCCAGGUGGUAAUCGAUAAUCACCUGGCCAACAGCCAGCUGUAGGAGAUGCAGGAUGUGAAAACGGUUUAGCGGGCCCAAGUGCAAAAUGUGCCAUAAUUGCGAAAUUAUUUACAUAAAUGUAUGUGCUUCUAGGUGUGCUCAAUGUGUGUGUUUCCAGCUAAUUAGAAUGUAAUUUUGUAUGUCGUUGGUAUAGUAUUUACUUGCCCUAGUUUUUUUAUACA
Drosophila serrata is the source of this 1311-nucleotide messenger RNA. RefSeq lists its product as uncharacterized. The record is from RefSeq and is a predicted model, not a curated record. Lineage: Eukaryota; Metazoa; Arthropoda; Insecta; Diptera; Drosophilidae.